Messenger RNA from Angiostrongylus costaricensis, 357 nucleotides. Lineage: Eukaryota; Metazoa; Nematoda; Chromadorea; Rhabditida; Metastrongylidae. The record is from the annotation of a GenBank genome assembly.
AUGCCGAGGUUCAUAAAAAGUCGAUCUUUCGAGUUAUACGUACAUAUAUGCAUAGGAAAGGGUCUAGCUGUAUUCGACGAGAACAUUCUGAACGAAGUCCUGUCCAAACGUGACUGGCAGACUAAAGAAUUCCCAACCGAAGACUACGAGCUGCUUGUCGAAGAACUGAAAAGUUAUGCCGAAUUCGUCUCAGUUCCUCAAGCAGAAAGAUCGGAUCAUAUCUCCAUCACUACUAAGGAGUUGUUCGAAAAGAGAAGAAAACCGAAACUUGAUCCUGCUCCAUCACGUUUAACACGGGUAGUAAAAAAUGCCAGCUGCAAAAGAGCUUUGCAGAAAGAUCUACAACGAUACAAGUAG